GAAUUUUGCCGGCACGAGUGAGAAACAGCUUCCCAUAAACACAGCUCAGUCUCAGAAGAUUUACAAUGACCCAACAAAUGGAGGAUUUGGGAGAAAUCCGAGUGUGAAAACUGUGGAUGGUUCUGUCAGCGAGCCGUGCAGAGUUUAAAGCAGCAGUGUUGGAUCCAGGUGAAGGUGAUGGCUCCCUCUCUGCUGCUCUCACUGAACCUGAGCAGGAAGCACAGCCUUCUCCCUCUCCUCUCCUACUGAUGAAGCCCAUGAUGGAGCUGCGACACAGGGCAGAGGUUUAUGGUCAAAUCUCACACUCACCACUGUGUCUGCUGCAGGAGAACCAGAGUGGCACUCACCUGUUGUUCCAGAUGGAGAGGAGGUGUCGUUUAAUCCUUCAAUCCUCAGCCUGUCUUCCACACUUACUAACCAUCAUUAUCACUUUCUUCUUGUUCUUUCAGGCCAAAGAGCUGCAGACUCUUCACAACCUCCGCAAACUCUUCGUUCUGGACCUCACCACACGGGUUAAGAAGAGUGCAGAGAUGGACUGUGAGGAAGGGCUUGGCAACAUCGCCCAGAAACAGAAGAUCUCAUUCCUGGAGAAUAACUUGGAGCAGCUCACAAAAGUCCACAAGCAGCCAGUGAUGGAAGAAGUCAAAAUAGCAAUACAGUAAAAUAAAAAUACACCUACUUCAAUGAAAGCAUUCUCUGCAUAAUUUACUAUAAGCAUCAAAAGUUUCAAUGGAAAUACUCAGGUAGGUACCUCAAAAUUGUUCUUAAGUACAAUUUGUUAAAUUGUUCUUAUUUUUACCCUCUCAAAGUCACCUUAUCUGAGAAGCCAUGUCUGGGCAUUAACAUCCUGACAAGUUUUAUUCCUAGCUUCACCAAACUUUGUAAGAUCGCUGUGUUGUCUCUCUGCCCUGUGUGCCUGUCACUUGCAGUGUGGCUGCUUUCUUUGCAGGUACUGGAGGUGAGCAUGGUCAUGAGAACCUGAGCUCAUCAGCGCCCUCUGGUGGACACAGACCCUGUAUGUCAGUGCUCCUUCUGAAACCCUCUCAGAGCUGAGUUCAGACUCUCCCUCUUCUCCCUGAGACACACCCACUGGCUUUGGUUUGUGUUUCUCCUUCAGCAGUAGCUUGACUCAGUGGCUUGAAGAGUUUCUGUGAUUUCAAACCCCGCCCCCUGAACUCUGCACUGCCCAACUUGGUACAACCCAAGUCCCCUCUCCCUCCUCU
Molecule: messenger RNA, 1223 nt
Organism: Lates calcarifer (barramundi perch)
Lineage: Eukaryota; Metazoa; Chordata; Actinopteri; Centropomidae
Product: kinesin heavy chain-like
Exons: 3
Coding region: 117-662 (181 amino acids)
Source: RefSeq, a predicted model, not a curated record